CGAAUGUGUACUCUAGACGUGUCCUGUAAAGUUGUCAGUACUUAUCGACUUAGUGUUAUUUAAUUGUUUUAUUUGUUGUUGUUUUUCAUAAUGGGAAGGACAGUGUUGGCCGAUGAAAAAUUGAUUGAAAAUCUAUGCGAUAUUUCUAAAUCCGGUGGUUUUGUUCCAGGACUUAUAGUAGGACAGUGCGCUAUUCCUAAUCAAAAAGACUACAUUGUUCAUUUACCAAUCACACCAUCACCAGGUCAAAAUCAAGAUGAACUGAUUGGUGAUGGAAAUCCAGCAGUUGAAUCAUAUGAGAAAUUACUUGAUAUUGAUGAAAGUGCCAUAUCAGAACAUGCCAGAGUGGUUACCAGGAUGUUGUCAGGUGGUAUGUGGGUUCUGGGUUUUUUCAUUGUUGGACCAGGAGAUUUAUUCUCCGAUAAAAAUUCCUUAGUUAAGCUACGUGCUAUUGCGAAUAAAAUUCACAAUUGCACAAAAGGCAAUGAUUACAUGAAUGGUAAAGAUCCAACGAACCAAAAGAUGAUUCUACAUUUUUGCUCGAUUUCCAAGAAAUACACUUGCAAGACAAUUGAAAUGGACAACCUAAAUUCAUCAAUACGCCCUGUAGAUUGGAAAUUCAAACCAUACACUACUUCCUGGUUGCAAAUAGAUUCUGUAUUAGAUUUCGAUUGGCUUCCACCAUUUUUUGUUGACCAUGUGGGAACUAAGAAAAAAUUAUUGGUUUGGUUAACAAUCAUAAUAUCUAUUCGGCCAGGAGUGUCUCAACAAGUUUAAGGAACAUCUGGAUGGUUUAAUAUAUGUCAUUAAUGGUAAUUUUUGUGAACCCGAUCAACUCUUAAAUACUAUUGAGAAAUCUAUAAAAGAAAACAAUUGUGAUGAUAAUGAAGAAGAUAAUCACUUUAAUCUCAUGUUCUUUGAAUUUAUGGAGCCACCAAAAGAUGACAAUGUUGAAGAUGCUCUUGUAAUAGAAAAAACCUCUGAGUUGAGAUUUAAUGGUAUAUUGGCUAGUAGAACCUUCGUUCAUGAGAAGGCAACUGCUGAAGAUGCUGUCAAGGCUGUGAAAGAUGACUUUGUGCGUUCUUUGGCAUCUAGGCUGGAAAUGCAUUGGCAGACAGUUGAGGAGCCAGAAGCUAAUAAUGAAAAAUCUAAAUAUUUUUUACGAUCUCCCCCAAGAAGGAUUCUUUUCAAACCGGAAGAUUCAGAGAUUGCAUUUUCGGAAUAUUUAUUUGAAGGGGAAAGUGAAGAUGAAGCUCUCCCCUGCAUAACAGAAAACUUAGGUUUUACCAAUUGUCAGAUAAUCGUCCUGGAGAAUGAUAUCCUGCUGAUAUUAACAACUUGGAAGAGGAUGUUGACAUAGCUGGUUCAACUGAUGGAACAUCUCAUUCUUCUGGAAGGAUUAAGACACAAAAGUCUAACUCAUUCCUUAUGUAUGGAAUAAUUGCUGCUGGUCUGACUCUGAUUCUUUCAUUGUUGAUCCAUUUCCUGUUUUCGUGACUCUAACAUUUAGGCACAAUUAUUUUAUUUCUGUUUUAUUUUUUUAAUCAUUUUAUACCAAUUAUAAUUUAUAUACUGUUGCAUUAUACAUAAAUCUUAUAUUUUUAAAGGUUAUUUAUUUUUU
Messenger RNA from Nezara viridula (southern green stink bug), 1621 nucleotides. The record is from the annotation of a GenBank genome assembly. Lineage: Eukaryota; Metazoa; Arthropoda; Insecta; Hemiptera; Pentatomidae.